Dioscorea cayenensis subsp. rotundata (Guinea yam) is the source of this 1248-nucleotide messenger RNA. RefSeq names its product probable inactive DNA (cytosine-5)-methyltransferase DRM3. The record is from RefSeq and is a predicted model, not a curated record. Lineage: Eukaryota; Viridiplantae; Streptophyta; Magnoliopsida; Dioscoreales; Dioscoreaceae. The coding region runs from base 178 to 813 and encodes 211 amino acids. Gene Ontology annotation, cellular component: nucleus. The transcript has 10 exons.
AUUCAUCGUCAACCCCUCGUUCCUCUUCACUGAGGCUGAGGUUCCCAGCUGCGGCCGGCGAAGCUCUUUCUCCCGUCUCACUGCCGACUCUGCAGGACUGCAGCCUUCUUGAUUUGGUUCAUAAUUUGAUAUGGUUCCUGCCCUUUAAGCAGAUAUUUAGUAAAUCGCUAUUCUAAAAUGGCUAUUAUUGAAGUAGAGGAAAGUAGUUCUUCUGACGUUGAGAUUAUAGAGCAGGAUUCAGAUGUGUGGACUUCGACCAGAAUAGUGCCUGCAAAAAGGGUCAAAGUUGAAGUAUCUGGCAGGCAUGUGACUGUAAAGCCAUCUUAUGAGCCUCCAAGGCAUACAGAGGCUCAACAGAAGUCAAUUUUUGAAGGUUCAGAAUCGCCAGAUAUCCUUAUAUCUGUGUCAGAGGAAAGUAAUUCAAAGCUCAAGUCUGAUAUGGACUGUAAUCAAGAAAAUGAGGUCCUUAAUGAAUCUUCAAACGCUGCUCCAGACAAGAGGCUUCUUUUACUGGCAAUGGAGUUCCAAGAUGAACUAGUUGAUUUGGCCAUAAAUAAGCUUGGGGAAGGUGCUCCUCUGACAGAGCUUGUUGAUUUCAUCCUUUCUUUAACAGCAAGGAGCUCAAUUGAAAAGGAUAUAACUGGUUCAAAUGGUUCUAAAGAUAAAAAGAAUGAGGGAAACACUGAGGAGACAUUGCUGGGAAAAAUGGACAAGACUGCCAGCCUACUUGAUAUGGGUUUCUCAGAGGAUGAAAUCUUUUCAGCAAUUGAUAAUCUGGGCAAGUCCAGAGGUUCCCAUCUGGGAGCUUGCUGAUUCAAUAUUUGCGAACCGAAUUGCCUCUGGAACUGGAGAGGAGGAUCUGCUAACAAGUCGAUGUAGCAGUGUCAGUCAGCAAGACGGAAACAUGCCGAGAAUUUAACUACUGAAAUAGAGGAACAUCUAAAACCAUCAAUCAAAUCUUGAAUAUCUAAGCUAUUAAAGAAUUGGUCAUGAAAAUGCAGUGAAUGCUAAGUAUCAGUUUGGAAAUUACAUUUCACUAUUUCUCUGCUGAAUAGAGCUUGAACAUCCUCCAUAGGCUGUCAGUAACAGGUUUUCUGAAGAAACAUUACUAAAAAGGGCAAGCAUUGUUUGAUUUUCUAAUGUCUACAAUCUAAUCUUCCUUGUUAGUCAUACAUGAAGAGUACUAUUCAUUUUUUUUUUUCUUGUGUUAUAUUUAUAUUGCAAGAUAAUGAAGUUAAUCAACUAUUA